Molecule: messenger RNA, 2702 nt
Organism: Maniola jurtina (meadow brown)
Lineage: Eukaryota; Metazoa; Arthropoda; Insecta; Lepidoptera; Nymphalidae
Gene: Eip75B
Product: ecdysone-inducible protein E75
Exons: 5
Coding region: 89-2368 (759 amino acids)
Biological process (GO): negative regulation of transcription by RNA polymerase II; cell differentiation; positive regulation of transcription by RNA polymerase II
Molecular function (GO): nuclear receptor activity; zinc ion binding; RNA polymerase II cis-regulatory region sequence-specific DNA binding
Source: RefSeq, a predicted model, not a curated record
GCUACAUAACAUUUGUGAAAUUGAUUUGAAGUUUAGCAGAAAACGGAGACUUUACAAUUUAAAAAAUUACAAUAUUCUAAAAGGAACUAUGCAGUGCUAUCCGAAACUGUCGCCGAAGCGUGAGCCUCCGGAGCACGGCUACGAAAUAGAGAUGAUGGGUGGUGCUAGGAGACUGGAGUUGCCGGCGCCUCCGGGCAAGGAGUUCCGCGCGCCGUGCCUGCUGCCGGCGCCGGCGCCGCCGCCGCCGCCCACGCACUCGGUGAUCCAGUGCAUGCGCCCGCCGCCGCCGCCACCUCCGCCGCCACGUCUCCACAAGCCGCCAAUCUUCGAAGAGCCUUCCAGCUCCAUUCCUGAUCUAGAAUUUGAUGGUACCACGGUGCUAUGCAGGGUCUGCGGAGACAAGGCCAGCGGGUUCCAUUACGGAGUGCACUCUUGUGAAGGAUGCAAGGGCUUCUUCCGUCGCUCCAUACAACAGAAGAUCCAGUACAGACCGUGCACCAAAAACCAGCAGUGCUCCAUCUUAAGAAUUAACAGAAAUCGGUGCCAGUACUGCCGAUUGAAGAAAUGCAUUGCCGUCGGAAUGAGCAGAGAUGCUGUACGAUUUGGGCGUGUACCAAAACGUGAAAAGGCCCGAAUUCUAGCGGCGAUGCAACAAUCAUCAUCGUCCCGGGCGCAAGAGCAAGCAGCGGCGGCAGAGUUAGAUGAUGCCCCCAGAUUGCUAGCACGAGUUGUACGCGCGCAUCUCGACACCUGCGAGUUCACCCGCGACCGCGUGGCUGCCAUGAGGGCCCGCGCUCGCGAUUGUCCCACCUACUCUCAACCCACUUUGGCUUGUCCGCUGAAUCCAGCGCCGGAGCUACAAUCUGAGAAAGAGUUCUCUCAACGCUUCGCUCACGUGAUCCGCGGCGUGAUCGACUUCGCUGGCCUGAUUCCUGGGUUCCAGCUACUUACGCAAGAUGAUAAAUUUACAUUGUUAAAAAGUGGACUUUUUGAUGCUCUAUUCGUGCGUCUCAUUUGUAUGUUUGACGCUCCUCUUAAUAGUAUAAUAUGCCUCAAUGGACAACUUAUGAAGAGAGAUUCUAUCCAAAGUGGGGCGAAUGCACGUUUCCUUGUUGAUUCUACUUUCAAGUUCGCCGAGCGCAUGAACUCCAUGAAUUUGACAGAUGCCGAGAUAGGCCUAUUUUGCGCCAUAGUUUUGAUUACACCGGACCGACCAGGUCUCCGGAAUGUAGAAUUAGUUGAAAGAAUGCACGCACGACUGAAAGCGUGUCUCCAAACUGUCAUUUCUCAAAACAGGCCCGACAGACCUGGAUUCCUUCGGGAAUUAAUGGAUACCCUUCCGGACCUUCGUACAUUGAGUACGCUUCACACGGAGAAGCUGGUCGUGUUCCGUACAGAACAUAAGGAGUUGCUACGGCAGCAAAUGUGGGGAGAUGAAGAAGGAUGCUCAUGGGCAGACUCUGUUGCCGAUGAAUCAGCCCGCAGUCCGAUUGGCUCAGUUUCUAGUAGUGAAUCAGGCGAAGCGAUAGGUGAUUGCGGCACGCCUUUACUAGCAGCGACGCUUGCGGGACGCCGAAGACUCGAUUCCCGUGGUUCUGUCGACGAGGAAGCGCUGGGUGUAGCUCAUCUAGCUCACAAUGGCCUCACAGUUACACCUGUGCGCCCCCCACCACGUUACCGUAAAUUGGAUUCCCCAACCGACUCCGGUAUCGAGUCCGGUAACGAGAAGCACGAAAGAAUCAUUGGACCCGGAUCGGGAUGUUCGAGCCCGCGGUCCUCUCUGGAGGAACAUAUGGAAGAUAGACGACCAACUGCACCCGCAGACGAUAUGCCUGUUUUAAAACGUGUCCUGGAAGCACCACCAUUAUUCGACACACCCUUGCUUAUGGACGAAGCGUACAAGCGACACAAAAAGUUUCGCGCUAUGCGACGCGAUACAGGCGAAGCAGAAGGUCGGCCCGUGCAGCUCACGCCUUCUCCUCAACCACCUCAACACCCGCAUCCCGCGAGCCCGGCUCAUCCGGCGCACUCGCCGCGACCGCUACGCGCAUCCCUCUCUUCGACACAUUCAGUGCUGGCCAAGAGUCUCAUGGAAGGCCCGCGCAUGACUCCCGAGCAACUGAAGCGGACGGACAUCAUCCAGCAGUACAUGCGCCGCGGAGAGCUGGCCGCGGCCGGCGCGAGCGCUGCGGGCGAGGGCUGUCCGCUGCGCGCGGGCGGCAUGCUCACGUGCUUCCGCAGCGCCUCGCCCGCGGCGCCGGAGCCGGUGCUGGAGCUGCAGGUGGACGUGGCGGACGCGCCGCUGAACCUGUCCAAAAAGUCGCCAUCGCCGCCGCGCUCCUAUAUGCCCCGGAUGCUGGAGGCGUGAGGCCGGCCCGCGGAGCCUUACGUCUCCGCUACCCCACCCCGACCUACGUUAAAUUGAAUAAACUAUUUAGUUAAUAAUCGUUCGCAAAUUGGUUUAAUAUAUUAUAUGUGAUAAUUCGUUUAAGACGCGUGUGUGAGGGGCCGGUGCCGGACGAGGAGAGCGCAAUAGACUGAAAAAUAAUUUAAGACUAUAUAAGUAUAAUUUAUAAUGCAAUGCAGCGCCGGUCGCGGUGUGUUUGUGUGUGUAUUGUAUGUGCGUAUGUGAGCGUGCUCAGUCAUUUGUUUGUUAAUAUAAUGACAGGUUGUCGAAUUAAAAUAAAACAAAUGUGUAAAAA